AUGAAUAUCUACAAUUGGGAGAACCCGUCUCGUGCACCUCGCAAUAAGGCAAAAAAGACAGGGACUGUUGUCUUUCAUAAUGAUGAAGCGGUAGACCUUUCCUUUGAUCGUCUUAUGAAAGAAUAUCCAAUUGACAAUGUUGAUCACUCUACGGCAGAGGAUCAGACAUCUGUAAAGGGUCCCCUGAAGAAAGCUCCAUUGAUGACUACUGCAACAGCAAAAGCCAUUAUGAAGAAAAUGGGAUUUGCCACUCUUUUACCAUGUCAGGCUCAAUGCUACCGUGGCAUUUUUAACCGCCGUGAUGUCAUACUUCACAGCCGCACCGGAAGUGGAAAGACACUGGCGUACGCACUCCCUAUUAUUGAGCGACACACUAUAUUAGAGGUAAAUAGUUCCUCAUCUGUCACUCCUGGUCCAUUUCUUCUUAUAUUCGUUUUCAGUAAUGAGCUUGCUGUUCAGACGAAAGGGGUCCUUGAAAAGAUUUAUCCCAAAUUAAACAUUCGUGUCGCAGGAUUUGAAGAUCUCACCUCUCAACAGACUGACAUACUGAUUGGUACGGUGCGGUCAAUUGAUGUGGCCAUCCGUGGUACACGACAUGGCGACAAACGUGAAAAUGUGAAACGAAACCGUACGACUGAAGAAGAAGAAGAAAUAAAUAAAGAAACAGAGGAAGAAGAAGAAGAUCAGGUGGAAGAUCUCAAUGACGAUGGUGAUGAUGAUGAUAAUAAUAGUAACGAAGGAGAUGAAACCUCAACAGGAGGUGUUGUGAAAGCCUCUAACAUUCGGGCUAUUGUUGUGGAUGAGGUGGACCUGACGCUUGGACCGCGGUUUUCAAACAUUGGGCGUCGCAUGCGAAAUCUUCUCAAAUUCAUCCGCAAGGCAAAUGGUUCAUUAACGAAAGGUUUAAUGACAGACUUCCGCUCUCACCACUACGUGCUUUGUGGAGCUACAAUUCCCAACUGGGUGAUAAAGGCUGGUUUCCUUGGUGUUAAAAAGUAUUAUUACCAACUCGUAACAGUUGGAACAGCCAAAUUACCAGAUAAGCUUGAGUGCUUUACAAUGCAUUGUCAGUACAAAGAUCGAGUAGAAACAACAGUACGGUUACUUGGUAAAGAAGGUUUCGGACGUACAGUAGUUUUUGGUACCAGAAGACAAAUUGAGGAUUUGGAGGUUGCCCUUUCAACCAAUAAAGUAAAAUUGGCUUUUCGUUCAUUAAACCCAUCUAAGGAUGAACUUGACAGAAUUGCUGCUAUGGAAGAUUUCAACAGUAACACAGCCUCAGUGAUUUUGUGCACAGACCUUGCUGCUCGCGGUCUGGAUUUUGUGGAUGUGCAUAUGGUCCUAAUGUUAUCACUCCCAUCACAUAAUAUGUCCGUAGAGACUUUUGUACAUCGUGCAGGACGGACAGCACGUGCCCUCCACAGCGGUAAAUGUCUUUUACUUCAUGACGAACGUGAGAAAGAUGCACUUGAGGCUAUUCAAAAGAAUGCACAUGCCGUCUUGAGGAUGUACAUUCCUACAGGUACAAAAGGAAAAAAUGAUGGUACCACAAAAUCAGAUGAUGUUAAUGCACAAAACCUCAAAGCAGUAUGUGCAGAAAAAGUAUCCUUUGCCCUCACAGUAAGGAACCCAUUCAAAUAUACCAAACCUGAUGCGAUUGUACCUUCUGCCCUAGAAGUACUGAAAAAGAAUCUGGGAGAACUCUUUUCAAAUACCAGUGAUCUCAAUGAAGAAAAUGGUCCUGAAACAGUAACUUUUAAGUAUCCAGCAAGUGGGUCACAUGAAGUGAAACAGAAGUUGUGGAAAUUUGCAAUAAAAGAGAUUAUCUCAGAGCAAGAGGAGUAA
This is a messenger RNA of Trypanosoma theileri, 1845 nucleotides long. Its product is annotated as RNA helicase. Lineage: Eukaryota; Euglenozoa; Kinetoplastea; Trypanosomatida; Trypanosomatidae. Gene Ontology annotation, cellular component: nucleolus. The record is from RefSeq and is a predicted model, not a curated record. The coding region runs from base 1 to 1845 and encodes 614 amino acids. Gene Ontology annotation, molecular function: ATP binding; nucleic acid binding. The transcript has a single exon.